CGGCGCCGAGGCGCGGCGGCAGGACGGGAGCCCAGUGAGCUGCAGCCAGGAGCUCCAGGACCUUGACCAGGCCUCAUCCCUCUUGGGUUUUCUUGUGAAGUGUGGACCCAGUAGUUUCCGAGGGUUGUUGUGAAAAUGAAAUUGCACAGCUAGGUCUUGACUCUGCUAACCGGGAUCCCCCUGUGGUUUCGAGCUUGGACCUCAGCAGCACGAGGAAAUGUAGCUCAGCGGCUUGUAACGGAAAGCAUAUGGACAGGUCCACGGUGCGGCAUUUAGGUGCUAAGAGAUGGCGGCACUUGUGGGGCUCUUCUCUGCCUGAGCAUCGGGCCCUCCAGGCACCGGGAGAGCCGGCUCAGAUCCUGCUGGGCUCCUUGCCUGAACAAGCCUCCUCUUCCAGCCCCGGCAGUCCAGCGGCUAAACUGCCCGUUUUCUCUUAAUGAUGGGCAUCGGUAAGAACACCACGUCCAAAUCCAUGGAGGCCGGAAGUUCAACUGAAGGCAAAUACGAAGAUGAAGCGAAGCACCCUGGUUUCUUUACUCUUCCGGUGGUGAUAAAUGGAGGUGCCACGUCCAGCGGUGAACAGGACAAUGAAGAUACGGAGCUCAUGGCAAUCUACACGACAGAGAAUGGCAUCGCAGAAAAGAGCUCUCUUGCCGAAACCUUGGAUAGCACUGGCAGUCUAGACCCCCAGAGGUCGGACAUGAUUUAUACCAUAGAAGACGUCCCCCCCUGGUACCUGUGCAUAUUCCUGGGGUUACAGCACUACCUGACCUGUUUCAGUGGCACCAUCGCUGUGCCCUUUCUGCUGGCCGAUGCUAUGUGUGUGGGGUACGACCAGUGGGCCACCAGCCAGCUCAUCGGGACCAUUUUCUUCUGCGUGGGAAUCACAACCUUGCUGCAGACAACGUUUGGAUGCAGGUUACCCCUGUUUCAGGCCAGUGCUUUUGCAUUUCUGGCCCCUGCUCGAGCCAUCCUGUCUUUAGAUAAAUGGAAAUGUAACACCACAGAUGUUUCAGUGUCCAAUGGAACCACAGAGCUGCUACACACAGAGCACAUCUGGUACCCCCGGAUACGUGAGAUCCAGGGUGCCAUCAUCAUGUCCUCACUGAUAGAAGUGGUCAUCGGCCUCCUCGGCCUGCCUGGGGCUCUGCUGAAAUACAUCGGGCCCCUGACCAUUACGCCCACGGUGGCCCUCAUCGGGCUGUCUGGCUUCCAGGCGGCAGGAGAGAGAGCGGGGAAGCACUGGGGCAUCGCCAUGCUGACAAUUUUCCUAGUAUUAUUGUUUUCGCAGUAUGCCAGAAAUGUUAAAUUUCCUCUCCCAAUUUACAAAUCCAAGAAAGGAUGGACUGCAUACAAGUUACAGCUUUUCAAAAUGUUCCCUAUCAUCCUGGCCAUCCUUGUGUCCUGGCUGCUGUGCUUCAUCUUCACAGUGACUGACGUCUUCCCUCCCGACAGCACAAAGUACGGCUUCUAUGCUCGGACGGACGCCAGGCAGGGCGUGCUUCUGGUAGCCCCGUGGUUUAAGGUCCCGUACCCGUUUCAGUGGGGCCUGCCCACCGUCUCCGCCGCCGGUGUCAUCGGCAUGCUCAGCGCAGUGGUCGCCAGUAUUAUUGAGUCCAUCGGGGAUUAUUACGCCUGCGCAAGGCUCUCCUGUGCACCGCCGCCCCCCAUCCAUGCAAUCAACAGGGGGAUUUUCGUGGAGGGUCUCUCCUGUGUUCUCGAUGGCAUAUUUGGUACUGGGAAUGGCUCUACUUCAUCCAGUCCCAACAUUGGCGUUUUGGGAAUUACUAAGGUCGGCAGUCGCCGGGUGAUCCAGUACGGCGCGGCCCUCAUGCUGGCGCUGGGCAUGAUCGGCAAGUUUAGUGCCCUCUUCGCCUCCCUCCCGGAUCCGGUGCUCGGCGCCCUCUUCUGUACUCUCUUCGGAAUGAUCACAGCUGUUGGGCUCUCCAACCUGCAGUUCAUCGACUUAAAUUCUUCCCGGAACCUCUUUGUGCUUGGAUUUUCGAUCUUCUUUGGGCUUGUCCUUCCAAGUUACCUCAGACAGAACCCUCUCGUCACAGGAAUAACAGGAAUCGAUCAGGUGUUGAAUGUUCUUCUCACAACUGCUAUGUUUGUAGGAGGCUGCGUGGCUUUUAUCUUGGAUAACACCAUCCCAGGUACUCCAGAAGAAAGAGGAAUCAGGAAAUGGAAGAAGGGUGUGGGCAAAGGGAGCAAGUCGCUCGAUGGCAUGGAAUCCUACGAUUUGCCAUUUGGCAUGAACAUUAUUAAAAAAUACAGAUGCUUCAGCUACUUACCCAUCAGCCCAACCUUUGUGGGCUACACGUGGAAAGGCCUCGGGAAGAGUGCCACCAGCCGGAGUUCGGAUGAGGACUCACAGGCCACGGUAUAGCUGUAGGUCACCCUGUGGCCCAGCCGCAGUGAGGCAUGAAGCUGUAGUUCCUUGCUGAGUAACAAGCAGUAACAUAUAUGUUUGUAUAUCUGCAUUUACCUUCUGCACCCAGGGCUAAGACGAUUACAGAUAGCUUUUUUGUUGUGGGUGGUGAUCGUGUCUA
Messenger RNA from Callorhinus ursinus (northern fur seal), 2552 nucleotides. NCBI's taxonomy places the organism in Eukaryota, Metazoa, Chordata, Mammalia, Carnivora, Otariidae. The record is from RefSeq and is a predicted model, not a curated record.